Molecule: messenger RNA, 1553 nt
Organism: Pollicipes pollicipes
Lineage: Eukaryota; Metazoa; Arthropoda; Thecostraca; Pollicipedomorpha; Pollicipedidae
Product: 3-hydroxyanthranilate 3,4-dioxygenase
Exons: 6
Coding region: 134-1096 (320 amino acids)
Biological process (GO): quinolinate metabolic process; 'de novo' NAD+ biosynthetic process from L-tryptophan
Cellular component (GO): cytoplasm
Molecular function (GO): 3-hydroxyanthranilate 3,4-dioxygenase activity; iron ion binding
Source: RefSeq, a predicted model, not a curated record
GCGCGCUGUGUAUGAUAAAGGCCCAGCAGGUCCAUAUGCGAUGCUUGGUCUCCGCAGCCCGCCCAGACCCAGUCCUCUCUGAAAGAUACUGGGACGUGCUGCGAACAGGGGACCAGGCGAGUUGGCUGUGGCUAUGGCGACCAAGACAUCAACGCCGCAAUGGCUGGAAGAAAACAAGUCAGCCUUUCUGCCGCCCGUCUGCAACAAAAUGUUGCACGGCGACGGACAGCUGAAGGUGUUCUACGUCGGCGGACCAAACGUCAGAAAGGACUUCCACAUGGAGGAGGGAGAAGAAGUGUUCUUCCAGCGGCAAGGCGACAUCAAUCUCGUGACGCUGCAAAACGGCAACUUCAAGGACAUCAAAAUCCGAGAGGGAGAGAUAUUCCUGCUGCCCGGCAAGAUCCCCCACUCGCCGCAGCGCUACGAGAACACCGUGGGCCUGGUCAUCGAACGAGAUCGUGUCUGCGGCUCCGAGUAUGACUGUCUGCGGUACUUCGCGGGCGACACGACCGAGACGCUGUGGGAGCGCUGGUUCUACUGCGUUGAUCUGGGCUUGGAGCUGGGCCCCGUCAUUCGGGAGUUUUUCGCUUCGGAGGAGUGUCGCACCGGCCAGCCGGGGGUCGGCACGUUCCUCUGUCCGCAGUACUUCCAGCCGGACGACGUCAGACAGACUGAGGAGCCGUUCUGCCUGCGGCGCUGGCUGACCUCACACCGGUCCGAGCUUGACUCGGAGGGCAGCCGGCGCCUGUUCGAUCUCAGCUACCAGACGGACGUGGUGGCGCUGGGCGGCGGCUCCUGGACGGGACACAACGCGCGUGCCGAGACCUUCCUCUGGCAGGUGGAGGGCUCGGCUGAGGUGGAGGUGGCCGGGGAGCUGCACCGGCUGCAGCAGGACAGCACGCUGCUGGUGCCGGCCGGCACGGUCCAUUCCUCCAGCCGGACCGAGGGCUGCCGUCACGAUCAGCAUCGUCAUGGACCCAGCCGCCAAGGCGCGGGCGUUCGGCCACCUGGAGAGGCCCACCUCGUCCUGAAGCCCCGAUCCGAGCCUCAGCCGACCGUGAUUGUCUGCGUAGUUCGAUUGUCUGCGACUGUGUAGUCUGCGUGAUUGCGCAGGCGAGGACCAACGCAUUUUGUUUGCGCUGGUGGACCCAGAGCUGGGGCUGCCCGCUCAGCCAGCUGCAAGAUUAAUAAUGCGUCGCUGUCUACUAUAACAUAACCAAUGGAUCCCACAUCACCGUGGUAGUUCUGAAAGGAUAAUGGGUCGAAGCUCACCACGAUUCCGCGCGCAGGGUUUCGGCAGCUUCCUUUACCACAGUACCGUCUGACGUCGAACAGCAGUUAACAGACUGCCGUGGCCAAAUUCCUGGGAACAUAACGGGCUUAAAUCAAAACGCGGAGCCUACGCGUGGGCGUCUAAACCAGAGCAUUGCGUGUACCGAACGAUGUCGUUUCAAAUCAGCCGCGAAAGCAAUGAUGAACGCCGAUGCAUUUAGAUUGUGAACCGCCGUGGUGUGGCUGCAUCAUAAAUAAAGACAAACCGGAGCGAUGGAAUC